AUCAAUCCAGUAAUACUAAUAAAUAUAAUAUAGCUUUGCUUCAAUUAGAAUCUAUUUUACUUCGAAAUGGAACAUCCCUCCAAAAUUUUCCUAAUAUGCCUAUUCCAACACCAUUAUCUCAAGACCAUAUUCACCAUAAUUGUUUGAUUGAAGAAGAAUUACAAUAUAACGUUCCUUUACUUGAAC
Messenger RNA from Racocetra persica, 186 nucleotides. NCBI's taxonomy places the organism in Eukaryota, Fungi, Glomeromycota, Glomeromycetes, Diversisporales, Gigasporaceae. The record is from the annotation of a GenBank genome assembly.